CAAGCAAUCCCGACAGAUUCUCAUCAUUGGUAACUGAGUUACACAGGAAGCUCAAUUGAUCCCAUAGAUUAUUGAUUCUACUAGUCUUAUUAUCAUUUAACCCUCACUUUCAGUCCCCAAAUCUCUACCGCCAUGGCCGCGAGCCAGGAUACCGUUUCCUUCGAUGCGAUCAUCCAAGCCGAUCGCAAGAGAAGACGCAACGAAGAACUAGCAAACAAGCUCCUGAGCAAGAAGAAAUCGACCAACCCGCCCACGAAACCGGCAGGGAAGACGCAGAAUGUGAAGCCAGGCAGCCUGGCAAGUCGGAUCGGAGUAGCGAAGCGCUCCGCAUCGGCUACCCUACCGGCCAAAACCACUCCUCCAAUCCCAGCGCCCGCGCGACAGGGUGCCCGACCGAACGCAAGGCCAUCGAACAAGCGCCGUCCUGAUGAGAACCGCCUUCUUUCUGCGCUCAAUCCCGCGAGCGGCCAGGCUAACGUGCGAAAUGGAGGUGGACUGUCAAUCAAGGGGAAAGGGUCCGGGCCGUUCGUUGUUGUCGGUAGCAACUUCGCGCCAGGGACUACGGCGGCCGAUAUUCAAUCAGCUCUGGAACCUGUUUCCGGCCCGAUAUUGCGCUGCUGGGUCACUGCGCAACAUCCUGUUGUCACAGCGGAGAUUACAUUUGCAGAGAGACAGGCCGCAGAGGGUGCCGUUGCCAACUUUCACAACCAGAGGGCCGACGGUCGGAUCCUCUCAUUCCACCUAAAGCAACCUCAGAACCCCGAUCUGUUCGAGCGCUCCAAUGCCCAGCCCGCCGUACAGAACUCCCAAUCGUUCAGUGACCUCCGCGAGCAAGCAGACCGCGAUCGCCGUUCUCAUCGCUUGGCCGAUGCAGCUGUCCAGGACGGACGGUGGGGAUUCAAUGAUCAGAACCCGGCUGGCCAAGGCCCAUCCAGGGGGAACAAUCGCAGAAACCGGGACCUGCGCGCCGUGAGGCAGCUCCUCAGAAAACAUCCCAACCAGACCCUCUGCCUCAAAUCGCAACGAUGGUCCUCAACUACACCCGCAUCUUCCACAUCUACAUCUGAAACAAGAAAAUGGUCGACACCGCUAGCGCAGACUCUUGCCAAUGCGAUCAAAGUAACCGGACCCGUUCCCAUUGCCGCCUUUAUGCGCCAGGUCCUCACAAAUCCCGAAGGAGGCUACUACACAACGCGACCAGAAGGCCACGGCGAAGUAUUCGGCAAGAAAGGUGAUUUCGUCACCUCUCCCGAGAUAUCGCAGGUCUUCGGAGAACUGGUGGGGAUCUGGACAAUUGCGGAAUGGAUGGCGCAGGGACGGAAGCGCAGCGGAGUGCAAUUGAUGGAAGUUGGACCGGGGAAGGGCACAUUAAUGGAUGACAUGUUGCGUACAUUCCGCAACUUCAAGAUGUUCUCGUCGAGUAUAGAGGCGAUAUAUCUGGUCGAAGCUAGCGCUACGCUGCGGGAAGUGCAGAAGAAAUUGCUGUGCGGGGAUGCAGUCAUGGAGGAGACGGAUAUCGGACACAAGAGUACAUGCAAGUACUUUGAUGUUCCCAUCGUUUGGGUGGAGGAUAUCCGAUUGUUGCCGCAUGAGGAAGAAAAGACCCCCUUCAUAUUCGCCCACGAAUUCUUCGAUGCCCUCCCCAUCCACGCCUUUGAAUCCAUCCCUCCCUCUCCGGAGAACCAGCCUGAGCAGAAGGAAAUCAUGACUCCCACCGGCCCAGCAAAACUACACCAGCCCUUGAAGCCAGCCAACACUCCCCAAUGGCGCGAACUCUUGGUUACCUUGAACCCGAAAGCCGUGGAGGAGAACAUUGAAGGCGAGCCCGAGUUCAAGCUGACCCUCGCCAAAGCAUCGACGCCAUCCUCUCUAGUUAUCCCGGAGAUCUCUCCGCGCUACCGCGCCCUCAAAUCCCAGCCGGGAUCCACCAUCGAAGUCAGCCCGGAGAGUCGUAUCUACGCAGCUGACUUUGCGCGCCGCAUUGGCGGUGCCUCAGAACCACCCCGCACAGUUACAAAGGGCGCUGCUGCUUCUGCGCCGGCUCCCGCGAAGCGCACAUCUUCCGGUGCUGCCCUGAUCAUGGACUACGGCACUCUCAACACCAUUCCGAUCAACUCCCUGCGGGGUAUUCAGGAGCACAAGAAUGUGCCGCCGCUGUCGUCGCCAGGACAGGUUGACGUCAGUGCUGAUGUGGAUUUCACGGCGUUGGCGGAGGCGGCGAUCGAGGCUAGUGAGGGCGUGGAGGUGCAUGGGCCGGUCGAGCAGGGUGAUUUCCUGCAGGCGAUGGGCAUCGAAGAGCGCAUGCAGCAGCUUCUGAAGAAGGUUGAUGAUGAAGAGAAGCGCAAGACACUGGAGACAGGAUGGAAGAGACUGGUUGAGAAGGGCGGUGGCAGUAUGGGCAAGAUCUACAAGGUGAUGGCCAUCGUUCCCGAGAAUGAUGGCAAGCGUCGGCCGAUUGGAUUCGGCGGUGGACUUGUGAUGUAG
This is a messenger RNA of Aspergillus eucalypticola CBS 122712, 2484 nucleotides long. RefSeq names its product DUF185-domain-containing protein. The coding region runs from base 133 to 2484 and encodes 783 amino acids. NCBI's taxonomy places the organism in Eukaryota, Fungi, Ascomycota, Eurotiomycetes, Eurotiales, Aspergillaceae. Gene Ontology annotation, biological process: mitochondrial respiratory chain complex I assembly. The transcript has 9 exons. The record is from RefSeq and is a predicted model, not a curated record. Gene Ontology annotation, molecular function: nucleic acid binding; protein-arginine omega-N symmetric methyltransferase activity. Gene Ontology annotation, cellular component: mitochondrion.